AUGGAGCCUUUUUUGCGAGACGCCGGCCUGCAGCCCUCUUUGGGCCCCGCAGCCAUGGUGGGCGGCGCCUGGCGGGGAUUGGCCCCAGGAUUCGAGGCUGCGGCGCGCAAUGGCGGCAUAACACCGCCCCCCAGCGCCUCCCUGAGCAGCGCGCUCUGCCUGGGCGCCCCACUGGCCUCCCGCUGCCAUCCUGCUUCCAGGCCGAUCACUCGCAUCCCAGAUAGGGCCCCUCGCCCUGGGCUGCUCCACCCUGCCAGGCUCCCGGGUGGAAACGACAUUGGAUUGAGGCAGGACCUUUUCCCGCCGAUCGCCUACUCCCCCACAGAAGGCCAGCCCCUUAGCCAAAUUCUGAGCAACGCGGGCAAGAAGGCCCUGGGGGGCGGCGUGCCCGGCAUGGUGGCCAUGUUCAUCCAGGUGGGGUCGCUGAUGUGGCUGCGCACGACAGUGAACUACCAGUACAGGAACGGUACCAGCACCACGGAGGCCCUGCGGACGCUGUACAAGGAGGGGGGCAUCCGGCGGUUCUACCGGGGGGUGGGGCCGGCCCUGAUCCAGGGCCCCCUGAGCAGGUUCGGAGACACGGCAGCGAACACGGGCGUGCUGGCGCUGAUGGACAGCAGCGCGUCCACGAGGGACCUGCCGGUGUGGGCGAAGACUGGAGCCGCGUCCGUCACCGCGGGGCUGUGGAGGAUCUUCCUGAUGCCCGUGGACGCCUGCAAGACGAUGCUGCAGGUGGAGGGUGCCAAAGGCCUGAAGGUGCUUGGCAGCAAAGUGACUAAGGGUGGACCAACAGUGUUGUACCAUGGUGCCCUGGCAGCCUCAGCUGCCACCAUGGUCGGCCACUACCCCUGGUUUGCCACGUACAACUACCUGAACUACUACAUACCGCAAUACGAUGAGCUCCACAAGAGGCUAUUGCGAAGUGCCUUCAUUGGGUUUUGCGCAUCCUUUGUGUCUGACAGCUGCUCCAACUCGAUUCGUGUGAUCAAGACAUCGCGCCAGACAGCCACUGAACCAAUGACCUACCCACAAGUUGUCAGGGGGAUCCUGGCAAAAGAAGGCAUAUACGGCCUGAUGUUUAGAGGACUGAAGACGAAAAUUCUCACCAACGGCCUUCAAGGCAUCCUGUUCUCCGUCCUCUGGCGUCUGGGGAUGGACUACUGGGAGAAGUCUGAGAAGGCCAAGAAGGCGCAACAGUGA
This is a messenger RNA of Ostreobium quekettii, 1200 nucleotides long. The record is from the annotation of a GenBank genome assembly. Lineage: Eukaryota; Viridiplantae; Chlorophyta; Ulvophyceae; Bryopsidales; Ostreobiaceae.